Molecule: messenger RNA, 2691 nt
Organism: Cryptococcus wingfieldii CBS 7118
Lineage: Eukaryota; Fungi; Basidiomycota; Tremellomycetes; Tremellales; Cryptococcaceae
Exons: 5
Coding region: 1-2691 (896 amino acids)
Biological process (GO): primary miRNA processing; mRNA processing
Cellular component (GO): nuclear body
Source: RefSeq, a predicted model, not a curated record
AUGUCUGAACGCGCAGCGUCUGAAGCUGUACCGGAGACAUCGCCGAGACCCGGUUUCACCCGAGGCGGUUUCGCGCCCAUCCCCCACCGACACCCGGAUAUCCCACCAGCGCCUGUUGAAGCAGCCUCGAACGCUGCGCUCUCGCCCAAGAUUGACCGGGAGGACUGGGAGCGCGGUAGGGGCAGGAGGGAGAGAGAGUUGCCGAGGAGGGAGCUGGAUCAUGAGCGUGAAGAGAGGGAGGGUGGGAGAGGUGGGAGGAGGGAUUGGGAUGAUUUGCCGCCGAGAAGGGGGAGCUGGGAUGAUGAUUAUGACCGCCCUAAACGUCGAAGAUCACCUUCACCUCCCAACCUCCCACACCGCCGCCCCCGCCUAGCUUCUCCUUCCCCACCUCCCCCCCACCACCGCUACCUCCCGGACCCCGCCUCCAUCGAGACCCUCCUCCCUUUCCGCGCUUUCGCCGAGUGGUUCCGCUCUUCCCACCCGCAAACUGCAAGGCAGGACGAAGAAGAGACAAGGCUCCAUCUGGAGCGGAUCGAUCGUGGGGAAGUGAAAGGCGAAGAGGGGAAGGAGAAGGUUGGGAUGGCGAAGCGGUAUGAGCGGUACAGGCGGGAGUUUACGAGCCGCCAGCUUUAUGCGCUGUUUUUGACGCAUCGGGAUUCGGUGUGGUUCAAAGAAAAGUACUUGCACUACCCCGAACAUGCCGCCCUUCGCCGCCGAGUCAACCGCCAAGGCCGUGUGCCGCUUGUCGAGUCAUACAUCACUGCCCUCCGUUCUGGCGCUAGGGAUGACGUCAACUACGACCCCGAUGGAAAUGGGCUCCAGUUGGACGGUGUCAAGGUCGAUGUGGAAGAAGGGUCUGGCAUGGGCAAAGUCCUGGAGAAUAAGUCGGAUUGGGGAGAGGAGGAAAGCGUCAAAGCCGAGAUUCAACCCAAGACGAAGCAGAUCUUCUUGAAGACUGUGCCCCCUGGUACGAGCCGCAAGUCGCUGGAAGAAUUGUUUGGGAGGGUACCGGGCUUUUUGUGGUUGGCGCUGAGUGAUGUUUCUGUAAAGAGGAGUUUUCAUAGGGUCGCUUGGGCGCAGUAUGCCGAGUCGACGGAUGUGUCGGAGGUUAUUGACAAGCUUGAAGGAUCCAAGCUCGACAACUUUGCGUUCCACAUGAACAUCAACGUGACCCCCACCGUGGGUCGUAUCCGCGUAGCACCCCCCGCCGUCAACUCGCUCGAAAAGCUGCUUCAUGAUGGCGAGACUGCCAAGCGCUUUGCCCUCCGCUUGGAAGAAGAGCUCGUGGGAGACGAAGAAGAGGAAGAGAAGAAGGAAGGGGAUGAAAAGGACGGGAAGGGUGAGGAAGAGCAGAAGGGGAAGAAGGAUGUUGCCGGGGGGAAGGGGCUGACCGAGCGUGGGAGUGAUGUGGUGGAAGAGGUUAUUGUGAGGGUGUUGGAGUUGAAGGGGUUGCAAGCCAAAAUCAUCCUCGACCACUGGAUCUCGUACCUCCGAAACGGUCUCUCGACUUGCUUCUAUUGCGUUUGCCCGGCGUCUUUCCCGGAGGAGCUGCACCGCAAGUGUGUGGGGCAUAUCCGGUCGCAUCUCGAUCUCGAUCCCUCGCCAAAGGCGGAGGAGAAUGGGCACGAGGAGGGUGGGGAUGUGAAAGAGGAGGGUGGGGAGAAGAUUGAGGUGGAUGUGAAGGUGGAGGUCAAGGAGGAGGUGAAGGAAGAAAAGGAGGAGGUGAAGGAAGAGAAGGAGGAUGUCAAGGAGGGGGAUGAGGAUCGCGAGAUGCGCGAUGCCGAGAAUCCUUCCACAUCCAACCCCGCCCGUCCUUCGGACUCUCACGACCGCUGGGAGAAGGACAAAUUCGACAAGUCCCAAUCCCGCUCCAAACGUCACUUUCCCCAAAAGACGGCUUCCGAAAAAUGGCUCGAAUCUCACGCUCACCGCCUCUUCCCGCUCAUCUCUUCCGACGUCCAUCUGGCAGACUAUGGGGGUAGGGAUGUGGAGGAGGAGACAAAGAAGAUUUGUGCGCCGUUGAUCAAGCAGGAGGAGGAGAGCAAGUAUCGGUGUAAGGAGUGUAACAAGCUCUUCAAGGCGCCAGAGUUUGUGAUGAAGCAUGUGACGAGCAAGCACCCGGAGAUUACGGAAAGGAGAAUUGACGAUGUGUUGUACCUCAACAACUAUGUGCUGGAUCCCCAACAUCUCCAACCCAACGUCUCUUCCCUCGCUGCCGUCAACGACAAACUUCCCACCGGCCUCCCCCACCACUCUUCCUCCUCCCUCCCCCUCCCCGUCUACCCCGACUCGAUCGCUCAACCUUCUUCUCUCCCCAACAUGCCGCCGCACAUGAACCCGAACGGCACGCAUCAAGGCCACGGGCAAUUCAACGUCAUGCAGCAGCAGAUGAUGAUGAUGAUGCAGAUGCAGAUGCAGCAGGCGAUGAUGAUGGGGAUGGGCGGGAUGGUGCCGAGUCCCGGGGGGCCGGGGGGGCAUGAGCAUGGGCAUGGGCAUGGGCAUGGAGGGCAGGGAGAUCGAGGGGGGAUGCCAGGGAGGGGAGGAGGGGGAGGGUACGGGGCGCCGGUGAAUGCUGUGCCGUUACCGCCGCCCCCGCCUGGAGGAGAGGAUCCGAGGGCAAAGAGGGGGAGAGUGAGUUAUCAGGAUCUGGAUGAGCCCGGCGCGGGUGGAGGCGGGGGUUUGCCGUAUUAG